UAUUUCCAUAUUUGAUUAGAAUACUAGUUUACUAUACACUAAGUAAUUUUUUAAACAUCACUUAUUGUAAGUUUCAAAGCUAGAAUUCAACUCUAGAUUUCACUGACUCCAGAGCCUAAUGACUUAAUUUUUAAAUUACAUUGACUGAAUUAUUAUAACUUACACAAGUAAAAUGUAAUAGUCAUAUGAUCUUUCUCGAAGUUUGAAACAACAGUGUUGAGCUGUAAAUGGUGUACACUUUUAUUUAUUCAUUUACAGUCUCAUAUUUUAGCCAUUAACUCAGUUGCCAAUUACUUCUGUUAAAGAAAUCUUUUAGUAAUCUCUUUUUAAAUGGUGGUGCCAAUAUUCUUUAGAUUUUGGAUAAGUUUAGUGCAUCAUGCAAUGUUUCCCAACAGGCAAAAUAUUUCCUUAUUUUAAUAACUUCUCAGAACUCUCCACCCAUUUAUUAUUAAGAAAAAGACCACAUGAUAACACCUCAUUGUCUUUAACAGAUAAGUGUUUACUACUAAAACAAAGUAAUUUGGAGCAAUAAGUUAAUAUUUAUACUAACUUUCCAAUUCCCCUAUCUUUGGAGCACUUGUCUCAUCAGUGGAUUUCAAAAUAGUCAGAAAAAUUGAUAGAUCAUUUGUUUCCAAUACAGCAUUUUAAUUAACACAUUAUUACAGUAGCAUUAAAAUAUUUCUGUGGACUCUGAUUUUAAAUAAUGAUAUUCCUCACUAAAUUUUUGCUUUUCAUUACUCUAACCAAUUUUAUUUUGCCAAAUGCAGUAUAUCUAAAGCCAAAAUUACUUAUUCCACCACCAGACACUUGUUCAAAGCUGUAAAUAAAUCAGAAACAAAUCUUUAGGUUCUACAACUGCAAAAUGAGCACUAGCACUUAACCCACCUGCCUUCCCAAGUUUGAUUUUGUGAUCUUGUCAUUAUAUUCAAUGGAUAUUCCUUUAUUUAAGCACAGUUCUUACAGAAUACAGUCCCUUACAGCACUCAGCUGCAAAGAUGAAUAACCAAACAGUAACUUACUGGUAAGCGAAUCUGGCCAAGAACCCAAAGAGGCAGAUUAUCAAACCUGAGGUCACUAAUAGCUCCGUUUCCGUCACCGAGCAGGAAAUAACCUGUGUGGAAUUAAGCCUUCAAAAUGCCUCUCAGGAUCCUCAAGGCAAUGACAAGAUUUCACACUGCAGAGGGAAGCUCAUUGCUGGGAUCCUGGGAAUACUGUGCCUUGUCUUGAUGGCCACUGUGGUAACAAUGACUGAGAAAUAUUCCCUCUACUGUAAUACUGGAACAGAAAAAUUCUUCUGUGAUAACAAGAACCCAGAAAGAAUAUCACUGUGGUCCUUGUCCUAAAGAGUGGUUUACAUAUUCCAAGAAUUGUUAUUACAUUGGUAUUGAAAGAAAAGUGUGAGAAGGAAGUUUGAUGACCCGUGCCUCUAAGAAAUCUAAUCUGCUUUACAUAGAUAAUGAAGAAGAAAUGAAUUUUCUGAAGUCUCUAUUAUUUCUCUCAUGGACUGGACUCUACGGUGAAUGCAGGGAUCAACCAUGGCAAUGGAUAAAUGGCUCAAAGUUUAACAAAAUGCAUGAUUAUAUGAUGGGGUGGAUACGUGAUCGGAGGUCUAAUCACAGCUUGGAGAUGAGUGAAUUUCAUAAUUAUAAUUUUGAACUGGCAAAGCAUGAUGCUUCAACACGAAGGCAACAGAGGAGACCUAUGCUAAUCACAAGUAAAUGCAGAGGAAAUCCAUCUCCAUAUUUUCUUGGCUGUUUUAUUGCUGCAACUAUGGGAAUCCGUUUCAUUGUUAUGGUAACCAUAUGCAGUAUCAUUUUCAUAAAUUCAUUAUUCAACGAAGAAUCUCCAGUUUCUUUGAAAGAAGGCUACUGUGGUCCAUGUCCUGAAAACUGGAUAUGUUAUAGAAAUAACUGCUACCAGUUUUCUAAUGAGAGUAAAAGUUGGUACCAGAGUCGAGCUUCUUGUAUGUCUCAAAAUUCUAGUCUCCUGAAGAUAUACAGCAGAGAGGACCAGCAGGAUUUCUUCAAAUUGGUUAAGUCAUAUCACUGGAUGGGACUAGUGCAAAUUCCAACAAAUGGGUCCUGGCAGUGGGAAGAUGGCUCUAUCCUCUCACCCAACCAACUAACAAUGAUUGAAAUGCAGAAUGGCACCUGUGCAGUCUAUGGCUCAAGCUUUAAAGGAUAUACAGAAAAUUGCUUAACUCCAAACACAUAUAUCUGCAUGCAGAGGAAUUUGUGAGGUGCUUAUGAUUUAUAAAUUAUAAAAGAUACAGAAGAUACAAAGCAAUUCCAAGCAUGUUGUCCAUGAAGAAAAUAUAUAUAAGAAAAUUUUACCAACAUUUAUUAGAUUAUCUACCCAUAUAUGUCAUCCCACAAAAAGUAACUUUGUAGGCAAAGAGGAUAAACAAAUAAAGAACUUUUCUUCUAUCA
Messenger RNA from Choloepus didactylus (southern two-toed sloth), 2429 nucleotides. RefSeq names its product NKG2-D type II integral membrane protein. The transcript is spliced from 12 exons. The record is from RefSeq and is a predicted model, not a curated record. Gene Ontology annotation, biological process: positive regulation of natural killer cell mediated cytotoxicity. Lineage: Eukaryota; Metazoa; Chordata; Mammalia; Pilosa; Megalonychidae. Gene Ontology annotation, cellular component: external side of plasma membrane. Bases 1414 to 2238 code for a protein of 274 amino acids. Gene Ontology annotation, molecular function: signaling receptor activity.